This is a messenger RNA of Rana temporaria (common frog), 939 nucleotides long. RefSeq names its product olfactory receptor 2G3-like. Gene Ontology annotation, molecular function: G protein-coupled receptor activity; olfactory receptor activity. The transcript has a single exon. Bases 1 to 939 code for a protein of 312 amino acids. Gene Ontology annotation, cellular component: membrane. Gene Ontology annotation, biological process: G protein-coupled receptor signaling pathway. The record is from RefSeq and is a predicted model, not a curated record. Lineage: Eukaryota; Metazoa; Chordata; Amphibia; Anura; Ranidae.
AUGGAAAACUUAAACCAAACAUCAGUGGGAAGAUUCAUCCUUCUUGGACUCUCCAGUGUCCCCGGUUUGAAGGCAGUCUUCUUCUUGGUCUUUUUAUUGAUGUACAUGGUGACCUUAUCAGGAAAUCUUCUACUGAUCAUUGCAGUGAGGCUUAAUCCUCGACUUCAUACGCCCAUGUAUUUUUUCCUAUGUAACCUCUCUUUCAUUGACAUUUGCUUCUCGACAAACAUAACACCAAAGAUCCUAGCAAACACUCUAUCCAAAGACACGUCUAUAACACUGUUGGGGUGUGCCGUCCAACUCUAUUUCCAUUUGGCUCUUGGGGCUACCGAAUGUUUGAUACUGGCUGCAAUGGCCUAUGAUAGGUAUAAUGCCAUCUGCAAACCAUUACAAUAUGCCACCAUUAUAAACCCAAAUUUUUGUAUGUCAUUAGCUGUUGGUUGCUGGACUCAGUGUUUUUCACUUUCCAUAAUUCAUGUAGUUUUUGCUUUCCAGUUGCCAUUCUGCAAGUCCAACCAUGUCAACCAUUUUUUCUGUGAGAUGCCACCAAUUUUGCGGCUCUCCUGCAAGGAUCCUUGGGUCAAUCAGGUUGCUCUGUAUGUUUGUUGUGCAAUAUUCACUCUUUGUACAUUUGUGUUGAUAUUCUUGUCCUAUGUCCAUAUUUUCUCCACAAUACUUAAGAUCCACCAUAAAAAAGGGCACCACAAAGCUUUCUCCACCUGUGCCUCACACCUCACUGUGGUUACGCUCUACUACGGGACCAUCAUAUUCAUGUAUUUGCGUCCUCAAUCCAGUUACUCUCCAGAUCACGACAGGGUGGUUUCUGUUUUCUACACUGUGGUGUCGCCAAUGUUAAAUCCCAUCAUCUACUGUGUGAGAAAUAAAGAUAUUAAGGGGACUCUAAAAAACAAAAUACAAUUCAUAGUGUAUCUUUUAUAA